GCAUGCGCAUUCGCCUACGCGCGCUCGUUCGCUCCACUCGCUCACACCCGGUCAGUGUCGGUUGGUUAACCUCUAUGUCAACAUGUGUGUCCCCCAUCGCUGGAAAAUACGGUUUCUUCAAUAGUAACUUCCAAGAUAAGCAGGAUGUGGUGGUUGUUGCUGCUGACUACAGUGACAGCUGUGGAGGACUGGCGCUGCCCCGAGAUCAGUAACGUCUCCUGCUCUUGUGAUCUCCCUCACACUCUGCGCUGUACAGGAGGACGAGACGCGCUGCUUACCAUUGCCUCUGCUCUACAAGCCCUCUCACCCUCAGCAGCGGUUUCUUUGCUCGAUUGUUCUCUCCAGAACGUCUCCUUUCUUCCUGCGUCACUGCUCCAGAAUGUCAGCUUGCAUGGGCUUGUGAUCUCAUCAGGGGAGUUGAGACAAGUGUCACGGGAGGCCUUCACCGGACUGUCAACUCCACUGCAGGCUCUAGGACUGCCCAAUAACCUGCUGGACAGUGUACCUACGGAGGCGUUGCACAGUUUACACCACCUGGAGCGGUUGGACCUCUCACAUAAUCGUCUGCAGAGGAUACACAACACUUCCUUCGAGAAUUUGACUGGGCUGAUGUUUUUGGACCUGAGCGAUAACAUGAUCAACUGGAUCUCACCCGAUGCAUUCAUGCCAGUCCCGCUGCUCCAGACAUUACGGCUGCAGGGAAAUCGGCUUGGUGUGUCAAUGGUAGCUAGCCUACAGGGAUUACGACGUCUGCGAGAACUGGAUCUUAGUGGCAACUCCUUGGCCGGUCCACUAGGCCCCAGCACUCUUCCGCGGUUGCCUAGUCUGGCUGUACUCUCUCUUGCCCACAACCAGCUGAGCAGUGUGACCCGUGGUGCUCUGGCAGGUCUGGAUACUCUCAGCUCCCUCUCCCUCCAUCACAAUCAGAUAGAUGUGCUAGAGGACCAUGCCUUCAGAGCAAUCGCUACCCUCAAUGAGCUCAAUUUGGCCCACAAUCGGAUUGUAGCAGUGUCUGGUGCAUCACUUGCUCAUCUAACGGGUUUGAAAAAACUCGACAUUGCCCACAAUUUCUUAAGGGCCAUCACAUCUGACCUAAUACAACCUCUUCGCAACCUUUCUGAGCUGAGGUUGGACGACAACGACAUCUCCAUGGUUGCCAGUGAUGCAUUUUCAACCACCAUCACUCUCAAGAGAUUUACUCUCUCAGAGAAUCCACUCAAUUGUGACUGCAACCUGUCUCAGUUUGCAUCUUGGCUGCGAAAUGCCAGCACAUUGCCCUCUGCUGACAAGGCAACAUCAGUAUGUGCAACUCCCCCCUCUCUAGAGAAUGGCCUAGUCAAGGAGUUGUCACCCAGCGAGUUGGUCUGUGGAGGGCAAGAAGAGGCACCUAUUCCCUCUGAAGAUCCUCUCGCCACUCCAAUGCCAGUCUCUGGAACCAGAGUGGUUCUCAGAGGAUUUCAGUUUGACGGUUCCAAAGUAUCCCUGUUAUGGAGUGUUGAGGCCAGUGCCCUCACAUAUUCUUGUGAUGCUCUCUUUGUCUAUGAAGAACUGGGAGUACAUGAAGUCUUAUUAGAGUCAAAUCCAUUGAAGUGUGAUUCUUCUCAACUUGUAGACCCAAAAACGCUAGCUCUUGCUCUGUCUGCAUCUGACCUACAAUUAGGCCAUCGCUAUCGGUACUGUGUAGUCCUCCUGGAGGGUGGUGGGAAUGAUGAGUCUGCUCUAGUCCUCGGCUGCAGUGAGAUCAUCCCUCUACUUCCGACGGUGAAGAGCAACUCGCUGCCUGGAUCAAAGACUGGUUCCUACAUCACCUCAUUAGAUGCGAACCUGACUGACCUGGGCACAAUGACAGUGUCUGCGGAGAUAUGGAAGGAUCAAGCUGACCCUCACUGCCUGCUGACCGUUACAGUGUUUGUGACAGGGACAUUGGUCGCCCAGAGACAUUUGAACUGUUCACUCCCCUGGACCUUAAUUCAUGGACUGCCUCAGGGACCCUAUCAAGUGUGUGCCACUCUUGGAGAUUUCCCCCCGACGGAAUCCAAGACCAAAUGUCUCACUGUGACUCAACCUCUUGGUGCUCAUGCCAAUACCACCCUCAACCUUGUCCUUAUCAUACUCUUGUUCCUGUUAAGUACUGUCCUUAUCUUAGCAGUUUACCAUGCUAUCAGAAAAAUCCUUAAGAGGCCCAAAAAUCACCAGUGUUUUCUACCAGUUGCACAGACGGAGGACCAACACGCGAGAUGGCCCGAGAACCUGUCGUAAAUUGUCCAAGGUGUCCAUAAAAUCUGACAAGAAGUCUUCAUCGACCAUUGGGUGUGUUCCGUAUCAUCGUUCAGUCCCUAAAAAUGUUAUUUAUUGGUUUUGAUUUUCAAGGCAAAUCCAAAUAAAAUGUUUGUUUUAAGUAUUACAAAUUCACCAACAAUUUACUUUUUGUGAGUAGCUUACAAAAAAAGUUAAAUUAUUUAUUUAACAUUUUCUCUGGAUCUGUUUUGAACUAUUAAAUUAAUUUAAAAGUAGACUGCAUUCUUCCCUUGGGUAAGAAUUUGUAUAUAAUGUUGCAUAGUGAAAUGCAAUAGCGAUACUGUGUAAUAAUCAUCGUGUAACACCAAUUGCUGUGAUCUAACAUAAUUUUAUUGUACAAUACAAUGUAUAAGAUGUGUACAUAGAAAAUUGCUUUAUUUGUUGCCACAAAAGUGUGUGAUCUUAAUUUUAUAAAUUUGAUUAAGGUGUGUAUUCAUAUCAUACAAAUAAAACUUUUUAACUGGAUAAAUUUAAAAAAUGUAAAAUUAUAAGCAUAAAUUGUACAACUAAUCGUCUGUUAAAAACUGUUUACAAAUGUUUAAAACAACGCAUAGGAUGAUGUUUUACCGUAAUUAUACAAUUUUGUUGUGUUUUGGUCAUGAAAAUAUAAGUUUAUAAUACCUUCAUGUUGCGACAAAAUUAGCAUACAGAUAAAAUAAUGAUAUAUCAAAUUCAGUAUAUUCAAAAUAUAAUAUCAAUACAACAUUAAUUGUGUUAUAUCCAGGAGCUUAAAAAGUCAGUGAACAUGCGAAAAUAAAAUGUAAAAAUUUAAUUUUUAAAUAGCCAAUUGUAAAAGAUCUUGUUAAAUAAAUAAUAAAAUUUCGAAUGUAAUUAAUAAGACUGUAAUUAACAAUGUGUUUACUUAAGCUAUUAAAGUUACCCUGGCUGCUAUUUAAAAUAAACUAUUAUAAGUAUUGUUUUAAUCCUAGUUAUUACUAGAAUUAAGAAAUGUAUUUGACACACACAUAUAAUUUUUAGAGUGAUCAUUUUGAUAUAUUUAAUCAAAUAUUUCAUUAACAAACUUUCUUGCCGUUAUUUUAAGAAGUAAAAUUAUAGUACCCUACGAGACUAAGUAAAAAGUAUGUUUUGGAAAGACUACCAAAUUUGUUUAUAUAUAUUUUAUGAUUGUAGCUCAAAGACUACAAACGUAGAAACUGUUGUUCUUAACUAACGAUUUGUUUAAUAUCUAGCAGUCUUCUGUUUUAAAAUAAAGUUACCAAAUUAGCUUAGCUUGAAAACUAAUGUUAAUUUUAUGCCCCAAGGAUUGUCAAUAAUAAGUGUAACUAAAACAGUGUUUUGCUAAAAACUACAUAGGUUUCCAUAAUUUUCUACAGAAUAAAAUGUUUAAUGUUUUUGACCAGGAGUGUAUCUGAGUCGUCAGAAAUCUAUGUUUAUAAUGUUAUAUAUGCUUAGAUUAAAAUGUAAUUAAUGUACAUAACUUUAACAAAUAAUGUAUGAAUAAAAUAUGAAAUGUGUAAAUAUAUAGAUUUGUUAAAACA
Molecule: messenger RNA, 3797 nt
Organism: Homalodisca vitripennis (glassy-winged sharpshooter)
Lineage: Eukaryota; Metazoa; Arthropoda; Insecta; Hemiptera; Cicadellidae
Gene: Lrt
Product: leucine-rich repeats and immunoglobulin-like domains protein 1
Exons: 7
Coding region: 145-2259 (704 amino acids)
Molecular function (GO): protein binding
Source: RefSeq, a predicted model, not a curated record